This is a messenger RNA of Aspergillus chevalieri, 1641 nucleotides long. RefSeq names its product flavin-containing monooxygenase. NCBI's taxonomy places the organism in Eukaryota, Fungi, Ascomycota, Eurotiomycetes, Eurotiales, Aspergillaceae. The transcript has a single exon. The coding region runs from base 1 to 1641 and encodes 546 amino acids. Gene Ontology annotation, molecular function: oxidoreductase activity. The record is from RefSeq and is a predicted model, not a curated record.
AUGCCAUCUGCCGAAAAUCUGCCCCCGGAGCCAGAAGCGGGGUCUUUGGACCUAGAUGUUCUUGUCAUUGGUGGUGGCUUCUCUGGAUGUCUCUUGCUCCACAAGAUUCGAGAUGAACUCAAAUUGAACGUGAAGAUUAUCGAGGCCGGUCCGUCCGUAGGCGGAACAUGGUACUGGAACCGCUAUCCGGGAGCACGUGUUGACUGUCCGGUUCCUGGAUAUGAAUUGUUCAGUCCAGCCGUCUGGAAGGAUUGGAGGUGGAAGGAGAAAUACCCCGGACAGGCUGAGCUCAAGGCUUACUUCGAGCAUAUCGACGAUGUGCUGUCGAUCAGCAAGGAUUGUCUUUUCAAUUCCAUGGUAGCGUCGGCCCAGUUCUCCGUGGAUGAGAAGAAAUGGGUUAUACGAGUAAAGGAUGGACGGGUGAUUCGGGCAAAGUACUUCAUCCCAGCGGUUGGCUUUGCAGCGAAGGAAUAUACUCCAGACUGGAAAGGACUCGGCAGUUUCCGCGGCACUAUUUGCCAUUCUGCCAAUUGGCCAAAGGAAGGUGUAGAUGUUGAGGGUAAGCGGGUUGCCAUCAUCGGAACGGGUUCCACGGGGGUACAGAUUGCUCAAGACUGGGCGAAGGAGGCCGCGGAGACUUUCGUUUUUCAGCGAACACCGAAUAUCUGUUUACCCAUGCGCCAGAAGCAACUGGACCCGAGCCAACAGGAGAACAAAGAAGAGCGUCUAGCCUUGUUCGAGUUUCUCUUCACAACCAACGGAGGGCUUCCUUAUCGUCCUGUCCCAAGGAACACGUUCGACGACUCACCCGAAGAGAGAGAAGCCACAUAUGAGAAAGUAUACAACGAGGGAGGCUUCUCAUACUUGGGCGCGAGUUAUCAAGACAUCAUGCGCGACGUGGAGGCAAACCGCGAGGCAUACCGAUUCUGGGCCAAGAAGACACGAGCCCGAUUGAAUGACCACCGGCUUCACGAUCUCCUUGCUCCUCUGGAGCCGCCUCAUCCCAUUGGCGCGAAGCGCGCGUCGCUUGAACAGGACUACUACGAACAAUUCAACAAACCCAACGUACAUCUGGUCAAUGUUAGAGAAAGCCCAAUUGCUGAACUCAGAUCCAACGGUAUAGCAACAGAGAAAGAAUUCUUCGAAGUCGACAUCAUCGCAAUCGCAACGGGCUUCGACUCAGUCACCGGCGGUAUCGAGAAAGUCGGCCUAAAAGAUGCAGACGGUGUCGAUCUUAUCAAACGAUGGAGAGCCGAUGGUAUUCACACGUAUCUCGGGAUGAUGGUCAGCCGCUGCCCGAACAUGUUUCUCCCUUACAGCGCCCACUCGCCUUCCGUUUUCUCAAGCGGUCCUACAACAAUCGAGGGACAGUGCGAUUGGAUCUGCAGUGUGAUUCAGAAGAUGGAAGCGCAUGGAAUCAGCGCUAUUGAUGUGAAGAAGGAUGCUGAGCAAGGAUGGACUGACGAGGUUGCGGCAAUCGCCCAGAUGACUGUCAUUCCGUAUGCCAAGUCGUGGUAUAUGGGUGCAAAUAUUCCUGGAAAACGGGUAGAGUCUCUUUUCUAUCUUGGGGGGAUUCCCCGUUACCGGCAGAAGUGUCAGAAGGCGUUGGAUAACGACUUAAAGGACUUUGCCAAGCUGUAG